CAUUUAUCCUUCUUACAUUUUGAAGUUUGCAAGAUAAUCCCUUUGUGAAAAGGAGGAACAAUGACUUUUUAUAGUUUUUAUUUGCUUUUUUUUGCGUUUACUUGGAAUACCUCUGCCUAUGGACCAAAUCAAAGGGCACAAAAGAAAGGAGAUAUUAUUCUCGGUGGACUAUUUCCCAUUCAUUUUGGAGUAGCUGCUAAACACCAGGAUCUGAAGUCUCGGCCAGAAUCUGUAGAGUGCAUAAGGUAUAAUUUCCGUGGUUUCCGCUGGCUUCAGGCAAUGAUCUUUGCCAUUGAGGAGAUUAAUAGCAGCCCAACUCUUCUUCCCAACAUGACUCUUGGAUACAGCAUAUUUGACACCUGCAACACUGUCUCCAAAGCCCUGGAAGCCACCCUGAGUUUUGUGGCCCAAAACAAGAUCGACUCUUUGAAUCUGGAUGAGUUCUGCAAUUGCUCAGAGCACAUUCCUUCCACAAUUGCAGUAGUGGGAGCAACUGGGUCGGGAAUUUCGACUGCGGUGGCCAAUCUCUUAGGUCUUUUUUACAUACCUCAGGUUAGUUAUGCUUCAUCCAGCCGGCUCUUGAGCAACAGAAAUGAGUAUAAAUCUUUCCUGCGUACCAUACCAAAUGAUGAACAUCAGGCCACGGCCAUGGCAGACAUAGUUGAGUACUUUAACUGGAACUGGGUGGGUACCAUUGCUGCAGAUGAUAAUUAUGGCAGACCAGGGAUUGAAAAAUUCAGGGAAGAGACAGAGGAAAGGAAUAUCUGCAUUGACUUCAGUGAGCUGAUUGCCCAGUACUUGCCUGAAGACCAGAUCCAACAGGUGGUGAAAGUCAUCCAGAAUUCUACAGCAAAGGUGAUUGUUGUCUUCUCGAGUGGCCCAGAUCUGGAACCGCUCAUCAAAGAGAUUGUGACACAUAACAUCACUGGCCGGAUUUGGCUGGCAAGCGAAGCCUGGGCCAGCUCUUCACUGAUAGCCAUGCCACAGUUUUUUCAUGUCAUGGGUGGCACCAUUGGAUUUGCUCUGAAAGCAGGACAGAUCCCUGGCUUUCGGAAAUUUCUGCAGAAGGUGCAUCCAAAGAAAUCCAUCAACAAUGGAUUUAUCAAAGAGUUUUGGGAGGAGACUUUUAACUGCUACUUACCAGAUGGAAAUAAGAACCAUCCAGGCUCUAUGUCUUUCCUAAAGGGCCACGAAGAAGGCGCUAAACCUGGAAAUGUCACAGCUGGCUUCCGCCCACCGUGUACAGGGGCGGAAAACAUCAGCAGUGUAGAGACUCCUUACAUGGAUUAUACCCACCUACGGAUAUCUUAUAAUGUGUACUUAGCAGUAUACUCAAUCGCCCACGCUUUGCAGGAUAUCUACACCUGUGUCCCAGGGAAAGGGAUGUUCACCAAUGGGUCUUGUGCAGACAUCAAGAAGGUCGAGGCAUGGCAGGUGCUGAAACAUCUACGUCAUCUGAACUUCACGAAUAAUAUGGGUGAACAAGUGGAUUUUGAUGAGUCUGGUGGCCUAAUAGGGAAUUACUCCAUCAUCAAUUGGCACCUGUCACCAGAGGAUGGCUCCAUUGUGUUUGAGGAGGUUGGACAUUAUAAUGUUUAUGCCAAGAAAGGAGAGAGGCUGUUUAUCAAUGAAAAUAAGAUCCUAUGGAGUGGGUUCUCAAAGGAGGUGCCAUUCUCCAACUGCAGCAGAGACUGCCAACCAGGCACAAGGAAAGGCAUUAUUGAGGGCGAGCCCACUUGUUGUUUUGAAUGCGUAGAAUGUACUGAUGGGGAGAUCAGUGAUGAAACAGAUGCCAGUGCUUGUGAGAAGUGUGCUGAAAACUUUUGGUCCAAUGAAAACCACACUGUCUGCAUUCCAAAGCAAAUAGAAUUUCUCUCUUGGACAGAGCCAUUUGGGAUUGCUCUCACCCUUUUUGCUAUACUGGGCAUCUUUCUGACUUCCUUUGUUCUAGGUGUCUUUACUCGAUUUCGCAACACACCCAUUGUCAAGGCCACAAACCGUGAACUCUCUUACCUCCUUCUCUUUUCCUUGCUGUGCUGCUUCUCCAGCUCACUCUUCUUCAUUGGUGAGCCCCAGGACUGGAACUGCCGCUUGCGACAGCCAGCUUUUGGUAUCAGUUUUGUCCUCUGCAUCUCCUGCAUUCUGGUGAAGACCAAUCGGGUCCUUCUGGUCUUUGAAGCCAAGAUACCCACAAGCCUCCAUCGCAAGUGGUGGGGCAUGAACCUCCAGUUUCUCCUGGUCUUCCUGUGCACCUUUGUGCAAAUAGUCAUCUGUGUCAUUUGGUUGUAUACAGCUCCCCCAUCCAGCUUCCGGAACCAUGAGCUGGAGGAUGAGAUCAUCUUCAUCACCUGCAACGAAGGCUCCUUGAUGGCACUGGGCUUUUUGAUUGGAUACACUUGCCUAUUGGCUGCUAUCUGUUUUUUCUUUGCUUUUAAGUCCCGCAAACUGCCAGAAAACUUCAAUGAGGCCAAAUUUAUUACUUUCAGCAUGCUGAUUUUCUUCAUUGUCUGGAUCUCUUUCAUUCCAGCCUAUGCCAGCACCUACGGCAAGUUUGUCUCUGCCGUGGAGGUGAUUGCAAUCCUUGCUGCUAGUUUUGGGCUUCUAGCUUGCAUCUUCUUCAACAAGGUCUACAUCAUCCUCUUCAAGCCCUCGCGCAACACGAUUGAGGAGGUGCGCUGUAGUACUGCUGCCCAUGCCUUCAAGGUCGCUGCCAGGGCGACACUGCGACGGAGCAAUGUGUCUCGCAAGAGGUCCAACAGCCUUGGAGGCUCUACAGGCUCCACCCCAUCUUCAUCCAUUAGCAGCAAAAGCAACCACGAAGACCCUUUUUGUCUAUCCACAACUGUGAUAGAGCAACAGCAACGCGGGUGCAAGCAAAAAGUGAGCUUUGGUGGUGGAACUGUCACUUUGUCACUGAGCUUCGAAGAGCACCAGAAAAAUGCAGUCGCCAACAAAAAUGCAAAGCAUAGGAACUCCUUGGAAGCCCAAAAUAGCGAUGACAGCCUUAUGCGGCAUAAGGCCUUGCUUCCUCUGCAGUCAAGUGAACCAGUAGGCAGCGAGCCCAAUUUCCAGACAGCUUCAAGUCAUGACUCCAACAUCCAGGAACCAGUAAAGGGAGAAACCAAGCAAGAAGGACAAAGCUUAGAAGAAGGGCAACCUCCGUUGUCACCUUCAUACUUGCGGGAUUGUGUAGGCAGCGAUUCCAUCACAGAGAAUGCUGUCCAUUCAUAAAGAAGGAAGAACCAAUCACCCCUACGUUUUCUUUCUGGAUACUCCUCUGUGGCGCAGUGAGCCACUUGGUGGUGUUAACAUUCGCAGGGUAAACUCACCUCCUACAGAACACUGGAGGAAGCGUUUCAAUAAGUGAUUGUUGUAGUGGAAAUCUGUGGUGGUUGUGGAAGAGACAAAGAAACAACUAAAAAAGCUCGUCAGCUGGGCUUGAGCAGAAUUUUGUCAUCAAGGAGUUAUUAUAGUGAUCUGGGUCAUGAACAUACUGGUUAGCAAAUGUGUCUGGGCAGUUCUAGUAACAUGGUCUGCUUUUUACAAUAAUGUAUAGUAUUGCUUUUAUAAAUAAUUCCUCUUUGUUCCCCAUAGCCAUAUUACAACGAGGAGAAACAUACUACUAUACACAAAACAGGGCAUGCACCUUGACUUAGAAAAGUCACCCUUACUCCACUCUCUGUGGAAGUGCCUUAAAUGAAGUUCAGCCAGUGGCCUGAACCUGUUGACUAUGUGAAAAAAGGAUGCUAAGGGCUUGUGAUGUAUGACAAUCUUGAGAGACAUUCCUGUAUUAUACAGAAACACCGUUUUCCUGGGGAUUUAUAUCAUUUGGUUCUGCUGGCUGGCUCACUUCAUAGGUUGAAAGGAAUAACUUUGCAGUUCUGCAGAAAGUAUAGACCAUUUGAUAAGAUGUAUCCAUUCAUUGAGACAUCAGUUGAUUGUCUCCUUGAUAGAGUGGCUUUGUAGUUUCAGUCAGCUGGCUGCAGCUUCUUGUCUUACAGUUUACACUGCACUAUGCUGUACUAACUUCUCUCCAGCAGUCACACAAUGCCACAUGUAGACAGGUCCUGACCUGUCAUAUUUAAGGGGCCUCACAGCUCACCAAGACAGGAACAAAAUUUGAAGGCCUUUUCUAACCUGCAGUUUACUUACUGUACAUACAUGAAGCACUGCAGCUAUUCCAAAACAUUUUCUGACAUUAGCUCAAUGAAAAAGUGUUUAAGGAUCAGAAAGACAAAAGCGCAAGGUCCUGAAAAGUACUGAAAAGUAUAAGAGGAAUGAAAGCGCAAGGUCCUGAAAAGUAUAAGAGGAAAGAAAGCACAAGGUUCUGAAAUAACCCCCACUAUUUGUUGAACGUUCAUUGAGCUACAAAGGAAGACUCAAUGGUCUACAUCUGUCUGCUCUCAUGAUUUGAGUCCAGCAAGGACUGUCUCUCUGCUUGCUUUGCAGAUCUGCUCAGGAGUUAGUAUAGUUGGACAGGGCUCGUAACUGUUCAGACCAAAGGGCUGAUACUUGGACAUUCCCCUAUUUUUUACAAACAUAUUGAUGGAGUGCUUCAGUAUUUCGACACUUACUAUCCAUCUCUUUGUACAGGGCAAAAGGUAAUUUAGGACAUAUUUGUAGAUCUCUAGAUAGCUUGCAAUACGUUUCUCCCAAUUCCUUUAACACCAACAAUAUAAUUAUUGUUGAAAUGAAAGAAGCUUGGGUAAUCCAAAAGUGGAUUUUUCUUUGCAGAUAUACUGACCUCACCUUGGCUGUGCCUAAAAAAUCCUCAGUUUCAUUCAGCAGCUGUUCAGUAGGCCUGUGCUCAUGCCUUCAUGUGGGCACUUAAGUUUGUACCGUGUUGAUGGCUCUAGCUGGUGGAUCUUCAGGUUCUAGUAAAACACAAUGUUUAUUCAACAAGCCUGAAGUCAUCCUUUGCCUUUACUUGUAGCUCAAAUAUAACUUCAUGGCUUUUUAUCAUGUCAGAAGCGGUUUGGGAGUAUACUGCAAGUUGUUUCUGGUGUCAGAGAAUUAGCUGUCUGCAAGGAGGUUGACCAGGGAAUGCCCGGAUGUGUUACCAUCCUGUGGGAAGCUUCACCCAUGUCCCCACAUGGGAAUCUUCAUGGUAUUCUAAACCAUGAUUUUGUUUUAGGCAUGCAGCUGCAUUUAAGCCACUAGACCCCAGGUCUAAGGACCAUAACCAUUGUUCCCAGUAGUUAUUCCUUUGGUUAAAAGCAGCUCUAGGGAUUGGGGGUUUGGCUCAGGAACACAGGCUGUGGAUAAAAUGCUGUCCCCAAUUCUCAACACUUCUAGGGAGGGAAAGAAAGAAAAGCAUAAUACAUGUACCAGUCAUUUAGCGUUUUCACGAUUAAUUGAAAUUUUGGGAAGAAUUUUCACAGUAAAAAUUCAAUGGGAAGAGAAUAUUAAACCUACCAGGCCCAUGGCCUAUACCAGUGGUUCUCAACCUGUGGAUCCAGGGUGUUUUGGCCUACAACUCGCAGAAAUCCCAGCCAGUUUACCAGCUGUUAGGAUUUCUGGGAGUUGAAGGCCAAAACAUCUGGGGACCCACAGGCUGAGAACCACUGGCCUAUACCUUAGCAAUUGCAUUUCAGCAAAGAUGAGGAUGUUAGGAACCCAUCCAUCACACCUAGUUUAGCUUUCAAGGAAAUGGAAUAAGAGAGACAUUUCUCAAAUUCCUUCUAGGGAAAUCAUUUGAAUCAAUCUUGCUUUUACCAAGGAGGAGAGACGGAUGCACAGAGGUUUUCAUUUCUAUGUGGGGCAGAGGAAAUUUAACUAAUUGCUUCAAGUUUCCAUGCAUUGGGAAAGUGUGAGCACCAGACUGGCAACCUAUUGAAGCAAGUAAUGCUAAACUAUGUUUUAUAUAUUGACGGUGUUGUCAGAGGUGUAUAUUCUUUUCUGAUCUGUUUGAAAAUCUAAAACAGGGGAUCCUCCUGCUUAUCAGAUAUUUGCUGUGGGCUUAGAGAACACAGAGCUUACUCCUCAUAUUGAGGUUAAAAGAAUCAUGGCAUUAAGCCUAGAAUCCCUAUAUUUACUUCUUGUACUAAUAUUUCGCCUAAGUGGUAAGGAUUUCAUUAUACUAUUAGUUUGGUCCUAUGAGGUUCCUGACUGUGUAUAGUUUUAUGCAUAUACUGGAAAGAAGUAUGUACUUAGCUUUUGGUAUCCUCAGACUGUUAACAUUUCUGAGGUUCUUUGUAUUUGUGUACAGUCACUGAUGUUGUUGAAAACCCAAACCAUGGCCAAUCUAGAAUUCUCACUUUGCAGGAAUCAAACACUCUCUUCUUAGUACUGAGCAUUGAGCAGACCUUUCUUAUUAUAUAGCAACAUACUCAGCCAUAACAUGUUAUCUCCCGUUGUCAUUGCUGCAUUGGGCAGCUCUCUUCCCUUUUUUCCCCAGACCAAAUGUGUGGUGCCAUUUGUAGGCUCACCUUCCUCUAGUAAUGUAGUAAUAAAGGUGAUGCUGAUGAGGCAAAGCUAAAAUUUGUCAUAUUGAUGUAUUUACACUAGAUUCCAGUUGCUAAAUCCUACCAUAAGCUUGUAAACUUUGG
Messenger RNA from Anolis sagrei ordinatus, 6548 nucleotides. It is a transcript of the gene CASR, whose product is annotated as calcium sensing receptor. The record is from RefSeq and is a predicted model, not a curated record. Gene Ontology annotation, biological process: detection of calcium ion; regulation of calcium ion transport; intracellular calcium ion homeostasis. Gene Ontology annotation, molecular function: G protein-coupled receptor activity; calcium ion binding. Lineage: Eukaryota; Metazoa; Chordata; Lepidosauria; Squamata; Anolidae. Gene Ontology annotation, cellular component: plasma membrane.